Molecule: messenger RNA, 2323 nt
Organism: Budorcas taxicolor (takin)
Lineage: Eukaryota; Metazoa; Chordata; Mammalia; Artiodactyla; Bovidae
Gene: UBE2I
Product: ubiquitin conjugating enzyme E2 I
Exons: 7
Coding region: 136-612 (158 amino acids)
Biological process (GO): protein sumoylation
Cellular component (GO): nucleus
Molecular function (GO): SUMO conjugating enzyme activity
Source: RefSeq, a predicted model, not a curated record
CCGGGGUCCUCGAGCGCUCGGGCUGCGCGCGGAGCGGGCUCGGGAGGGAAGUCCCGAGACAAAGGGAGCGCAGCCGCCGCCGCCGCCGCCUAGUACGCCUCGCUCGCCGGGCCGGGCCGCCCGAGGGACGUGAACAUGUCGGGGAUCGCCCUCAGCAGACUCGCCCAGGAGAGGAAAGCUUGGAGAAAAGACCACCCGUUUGGUUUCGUGGCCGUCCCAACAAAGAACCCUGAUGGCACGAUGAACCUCAUGAAUUGGGAGUGCGCCAUUCCUGGGAAGAAGGGGACCCCAUGGGAAGGAGGCUUGUUUAAACUACGGAUGCUGUUCAAAGACGAUUACCCAUCCUCACCGCCCAAAUGCAAGUUUGAACCGCCACUGUUCCACCCAAACGUGUACCCCUCGGGCACAGUGUGCCUGUCCAUCCUGGAGGAGGACAAGGACUGGCGGCCAGCCAUCACCAUCAAGCAGAUCUUAUUAGGAAUACAGGAACUUCUAAACGAACCAAAUAUCCAAGACCCAGCUCAAGCAGAGGCCUACACGAUCUACUGCCAAAACAGAGUGGAAUAUGAGAAAAGGGUUCGAGCACAAGCCAAGAAGUUUGCUCCCUCAUAAGCAGCGACCUGUGGCAUCAUAAAAGGAAGGGAUUGGUUUGGCAAGAACUUGUUUACAACAUUUUUGCAAAUCUAACGUUGCUCUACAGUUACUGGUCACCUGGGGAGGGUGGGCGGGCGCCAUUUUCCAUUUCCGCCACUGGUACAGUCUCGACUCGCUGAAUCGCCCAGUUUUUCAUACAGGGUCUCUUCCUUCAGUCUUUUGUAUUUUUGAUUGUUAUGUAAAACUUGCUUUUAUUUUAAUAUUGAUGUCAGUAUUUCAACUGCUGUAAAAUUAUAAACUUUUAUACUUGGAUGAGUCCCGAGGAGCGCGUUCCCUUCGCUCGCGGACGCAGGCAUGCUCCACGCCGCCCAGAGCUGCACUUAGCCUCCCGCUGGCCGCCCGACACCGGAAAGCAGAGCCGCCCGCCCCCAGCGCCCCAGCACCCCAGCACCCCAGCCAGCCAGCCAGCGUCGCGUUUCCACAUCACUUCCUUUGUGUUUAUAUGGCGUUUGUCUGUGUUGCUGUUUAGAGUAAAUAAACUGUUUAUAUAAAGGUGUUCGUUGCAUUAUCAUCAUUAAAAGUGAGGAGGUGGCCUCCGUGUGCCCCCAGCCCGUCCUCUGUUAACAGUGCUGGGCAUUCUCUCCCUGCCACGUCAGGCUCGGGACUGCGGGCGCCGGAGGGUCAGGUCUGGUCAGGCUGGAGCUGGCAUCCAGACGCUUGUCAAGCUUGCAGGCCCAGGCGUCAGGAGCAGGAGACGCUGACCCAGGCCGGGCAGGUGGGAGGACCAUGGUCCAGGCGGCUCCCCCCCAGUGCCAAUGUGUGGCUGAAGGCUGCCGGGCCAGGCGAUGGGGCCCAGACUGCAGUGAGGCCUGCGCGGUGAGCGGAGCCCCACACCCCCGCCCCUGCCCCGCAAGUGCAGCCGCUGCCCCACAGGCCCCUCCCUGCUGCGGAAGCGUCUGCACCUGAGGCCGCUCCUCUGGAGGCUCCGGGAUGCUGUCAGAAGCAUGUCCGCCCGCUCAGGGGUCCCGAAGAUGGAGACGGGACAAGGCAGGCGAGCUUGGGCCCAGGUCCUGGACCCCGGAACCACAGAGGCAGGGACCUGGCUCCCAGGUCCCGCCGAGGCCCGGAUAGGGCUGCCCUCCCACCUUGCGGACCCUCACCCUCACUGGCAGACUGGUGCCUGUGGCUCCACCCACAGGCUGAGGGCAGGUGAUGGAUGCUCCAGGAGCCCGAGGAGGACUGAUCACCUCGACCCGUCCCACCGCCCAGUGACAGGAUCGUGCUGGAAGCUGGGGGCCGUGGCUCCAAGGCCCGCGUGGCACGACCUCUCGCUGGGCUGGACUCGCAUGAGCUGCUGACACCCAUACGUAGGCACAGAGGGCCUUUGGGGGUCCACGGGCUGUGUAUCUGUAACUUCUCACAGAACGUCUUAUUUUGUAAUGACUGAACUAUUCUUCGCAAUAGUUACCUGUGUAUAUGGUUGAUACAUAUGGAAAUUCAAUCUAUUUUCUACUUAAGGCAUUCUAAGGUAAUCUGUUUCUAGCAAAUCGUCGUGACUUUGGCUAAUGAAAUGUACCUUUGUACCACAGUCCUUGGCUUAACAAAGAUGUGAAUCUUGUAACAAGAACUAUGAAAUGUGACCACCCUGUCUCUACUGUAAGGGAAGAGCGUGUGUCCCCAGCAUGAGGCGCCUCAUAAUGUGUAAGGAACUGUGGGCUGUAUCUAAAAU